UAUUUUAUUAAUUAUUAUUGUUUAUGAUUUUUUGUAGAAAUUAUCAAGUCUUUUUAUUUAUUAAAAGUUUCAUUUUUCUGUGCUUGGGUUCCAUCUUAGUGAUUCCUAACCUUUUGAUUCGAAUCACGUAGUAACGGAUCGGCGGUACGUGAUACAAUUACGAAGAAAUACAAGUUCGAAUUUUUCAAGGAAUACGCUUUCUUUCGGAUAUUACAACUAUAUUGUUUAAUCGCGUUGUUUUUUUUAUGGUGACACGUGUGAACCAUACAAGCGAAAAUAACUGUGAAGACGGCAUGUCGAUUUACGUUAGAUCAACCGACACGCAUUUGGGAACAUUAACAAGGAUCGUGGGUGUCUGUACAGCGAUCGUUGUAUGCGGAGUCGGAGUGGAUGUGGCGUAUCGUCGACAUAAUAUGGGGCUUUACGUUACAAUUUCAUCUAUGAUGAUCUUUUUUCUCGAGAUAACCUGGGCCAUCACUUUAUUUGUACAAAUUUGUGUCAGAAAUGAGGAGGCUCUUUGUUCGUAUUGCUGGUCGCGCGUACUCGCGAUAACGAGGGGUUGGCGAAGAACAUUAUUUUAUCUACCACUCUCCUGCAUUUUGGCGUGGAAACCGCACAAACUCGAGCUUUCCUAUGUCGCGGCUGGCUUGUUAGCAGUUUUAUCCUUUUUACAUAUUGCUUCAAGCAUUUUAGAAAGACGUAUAGCUUUUCAAUCAAACUCUGGUACAGAUUCUGUUGGUGAAAGUCUUUUAAAUGCAAGGGCCGAAAAUUAUGAUCGCUUCGAAGAAGUUUUGGUACCAGAAGUAUUGGAUGACGGUGUAUCUGGGCCAACAAUACGAAUUGGUGACAGCGACGGGGAAAUAUGACACGAACAUCAAACCUCUUGGGUCAGUGACUCCGAUGAGGAUAGUGAACCUGAACCAAAGAUGUGUCAAAUAGCUACAGUGUCUUAACUAUAAAGUUGUCACAGAAACAGAAUAAGAUUCUAAUUGAAAAAUACAUUUCUUGAUAUAUUUCGAAAUAAAAUAAACGAGAGAAAGAGAUUAGAUAUUCUACGUUUUAAAAUGAAAUUUUUCGGGACAUUUUUCGAGAAUCAUUUUAACAGAUCGAAGUCAAUAAUUGUGUGUCCUAAGAAAAAAUUGUAUAUGUAAUGGGAAAUAAUAUAAUUAAAAGGUGAUAUGUUAGGAAAGACUGAGUUAUCAUGCGUUAUAAAAAUAUAUAAACCCUUAUAACAACAAUCAAAUUUGACACACGAAAUAGGAAAUAGAAAACGAGCACUAUCAAUGAAUAAAUAGAUUUUAAAUAGUCCAACUCAUUAUGUUUUCUUAUAACACUUUUUUUUAUCCAUUGCGAUAAAGUUUAAGAAACAAAAUAGAAUAUAUAUAUAGAAUAAAUUUUAAAUCAUAUUUAAAAAAAGAAUUGUUUAACGCGAUAUGUGGAUUAUAAGUUAAAUUAAUCGUUCGUUAAAAAGAAAUUGUACAAAUUAAAGCAUACGAAGGAUAAACAUUUGAGUAACAAGUGUUUUUAUUAGUUGAUAUAGAAGUGUAUUUCUUACUUAUGAAGUCUUUUUUACACAAUUUUAUAAUAUAAUGAAUUCAUUUAUAAUGAAUAGAAAAAUGCAAUGUAUUAUCACAUAAUGUACAAAAAAUUUAUUAACAUAGGUGCUGAUUCAUGAACGUUAUGUAUUAUAGAAUAUAUUAUUAAAUGCUCGUAUACUGGGUGUAAUCAAAAGUACGCGGCAUAAUUUCAGGAAUGUAAGUUAUAUCGAAUACAUGAUAUAAUCUAAAAAAUUAUAACAUAUUUGAACCUGAUACAACUAGUGUUUUGUAUUUAAUUUUAGUCAAUAAAAUAAACAUAAUUGUUACACACCAAGAUCGUUUAUAUACUUGAAAAUUAUAAUUUAGAAAUUAAGCAUUUCUAAACUCACAUUAAUAUAAUAAUGUUUCUUCCUAUAUGUGAAGAAUUUAUUUCUGAAGUUUCGCCGCGUAUUUUAAGACUAAUUAACGUAAGGCUCUGUGACACAGCCCUGUAUUUAUUACCAUAACAUUGAUAAUAAAACUUGAAAAUAUAUAA
Messenger RNA from Polistes canadensis, 2073 nucleotides. RefSeq lists its product as uncharacterized. The transcript has 6 exons. Bases 246 to 866 code for a protein of 206 amino acids. Lineage: Eukaryota; Metazoa; Arthropoda; Insecta; Hymenoptera; Vespidae. The record is from RefSeq and is a predicted model, not a curated record.